AUGGUCAACGACAUGGCGAACCAAGAAUUGCUGGUCGACUUCAACAGCGGAGCGGCGAUGCGCUUCCCGUCUUUCUGGCUGCGCGACAACUGUCCAUGUCCGGCAUGUCAGCACCCGUCGACCCAUCAAAGACUCCUGGACACCUUCGCCAUCGACCCGGAGAUCAAAGUCUCCAGCAUCGAGACCACACCGGAGGGGCUUCAAGUGACAUGGCCUGGGACCGAGAGUGACGCGCACAGGAGCAUCUAUCCCUGGGAAUGGCUGUCGGGACAUCCACCAUUCAACCAGCCAAGCGCGACGCCAACUUCGAAAGGACAAGCGCCCCCCGCUUCCAACACUCAGCGGGAAUGGAUCCACGUCGCACCCAACAGUCCCAACACGACUCUCCCCCGUGUCUCCUACAACGCCAUCACAUCACCAACGUCCGCCACCGGACUGAAGCACUUCCUCUCCAACAUCCACACAUACGGACUGUGCUUCAUGCCCGACACGCCGCCCAACCCGGAAGCGACGCAAACACUGAUCGAGACCAUCUCGCACAUCCGAGCCACUCACUACGGCGGGUUCUGGGACUUCACAUCCGAAGUCAACCCAAUCGACACGGCCUACACCAACGACUACCUCCCACCACACACUGACACGACAUACUUCACGGACCCGGCGGGCUUGCAGCUCUUCCACUGCCUGUCCCACACGUCGCUCGCGGACGCGACCGUCCCCGGAAAAGGCGGCGAGAGCACAUUCGUCGACGGCUUCGCGGCGGCGUCACACCUGUACACGACCAACCCGGACCUGUACCACACACUGGCGACCUACCCAAUCCUGUCCGCCGCCCAAGGCGACCCACAGCACGGGUCGUUCUACAACGACACGACGUCGCGCCAGGGCUACCCGGUAUUCAUCCACUCGGCACCCAACGGCAGCAUCACAUCGCCGUCGCCCUCGACAUUGGUGCAGAUCCGGUGGAACAACCUCGACCGCCUGUCGCCGGCGACGCCCGUGUUCCCGAACCACACGGCCCUGAAGAAAUGGUAUGGCGCUGCCCGUGCCUGGUCGCAGAUUCUUGACUCGCCCGAAUUUCUGCUCACCGUCAAGCUGCAGCCGGGCGAACCUGUCAUCUUCGAUAAUUGGCGUGUGUUGCAUGGCCGCCUCGGCUUUGAGGGCAAACGCCGCAUCUGUGGUGCCUAUAUCGGUAUGGAUGAUUUUAGGGCCAAAUGUCGCAGUCUACAGGUCGAGUUGUAG
This is a messenger RNA of Exophiala bonariae, 1242 nucleotides long. RefSeq lists its product as uncharacterized. The transcript has a single exon. Lineage: Eukaryota; Fungi; Ascomycota; Eurotiomycetes; Chaetothyriales; Herpotrichiellaceae. Gene Ontology annotation, molecular function: iron ion binding; trimethyllysine dioxygenase activity. Gene Ontology annotation, biological process: carnitine biosynthetic process. The record is from RefSeq and is a predicted model, not a curated record. The coding region runs from base 1 to 1242 and encodes 413 amino acids. Gene Ontology annotation, cellular component: mitochondrion.